Ictalurus furcatus (blue catfish) is the source of this 6513-nucleotide messenger RNA. RefSeq names its product dynein, axonemal, intermediate chain 1, paralog 2 (gene dnai1.2). Gene Ontology annotation, molecular function: dynein heavy chain binding; dynein light chain binding. NCBI's taxonomy places the organism in Eukaryota, Metazoa, Chordata, Actinopteri, Siluriformes, Ictaluridae. The transcript is spliced from 22 exons. The coding region runs from base 2335 to 4290 and encodes 651 amino acids. Gene Ontology annotation, biological process: cilium movement; outer dynein arm assembly. Gene Ontology annotation, cellular component: outer dynein arm. The record is from RefSeq and is a predicted model, not a curated record.
CAGUCUUAGAAGAAAAGGGUUUCUUAAAGGUUUUCUUAGAUAAUAAAGGGGUCUAUUUGGAAUUGAUAGGGAAAUACUGUGUUGUGUUGUAAGGUUCUGCUACCAAAGAACCUUUAAGGGUGGGUGAGGAAACAUUUUAACAUAUAGCACGUUCAAAUCUGGGCUGUAUGUUCAAUCUUUGAAACAAAUUAAUUCAUGUGUGAAAUAAAAUGUUUUGAAGGUAAAACAAAACAUGAAAAGACUUAGAAAGGCAAUACAGAGGAUCAUUUUGCAAAAUGUGUGGACCGCAGUUUUUAUACUCACUGGACACUUUAAUACAAGCAUUUUGAGAAGCUUUUCUGCACACCACGCUUGUAAAGAGUUACUAUAGCGUUCCUGUCAGCUCAAACCAGUUUGACCAUUCUCCUCUGACCUUAUUCUAAUGUUGCAAAAUAUCUUGCACGGCAGGCCCGGAUUGGCUAAUCGGGAGCACCGGGAGAAUUCCUGCUGGGCCGGUCUGUUUUUUGGGCCGCGAGGGCCGGUGUUGUCAUGGCACUGGGUUGAAAUAUGGAUAAUGUCCCUAGGCUGCCUGCACUAUUUUACCGCAGCCCCACUCUUCUUAUUUAUUAUUUUCCCGCAGCCACUCGAAGAGUGCAGCCUGCAGUUUAAUGAUGACGAUGUAGGCUAAAUUGGAUAAUAGUAAGCGCAAAGCCGGUGCUGAAAAGGCAAGAUUUAAAAAAAGAAAGCUCUUCAAACUGAUGCCAAAUGUACAAAACUGAGCCGCUUUUUCACCGGCACACCAAAUGAGGACGAUGAGACGAGCGCUCUUCAGCAGCAGCAGCCUCUAUUGCUCAUUGAUGUCAGAAGCAGAGCCAGGACCCAGUUGUAGGCCUAUGCAGGAGAUUGAUGCUCUCACUGUGGAAGACAUAGGUGCACUCGAGUCUAGGGAUACAGAAGGAAGUGUGAAAGGGAGAGCAGAGUCUACUCAGGGACUGAUAACAGAGGCAACAAUUCAGCAGCAGAACCCAGAACCACAAGCUAGGAACAAGGCAGAUGAAGAUGAUUCUGUUGAUAGUUUUGAUCACUUUGCUCGACCUCAGUCACAAGAUAUACAUACAUUUUUUUCUUAUCUUCCUCAACAAACCCCAAAUGUUCCUAUACCAAAGGUUUUCAAUAGCAAAGAUGGAACAAACCGCAAGUGGCUGACUUACUGUGAAAAAACAAAAACAAUCUCUGUACUGUUCUGCUUGUUUGGCAUUUGCACCUUUGGUAAGUGAUGGCCUUUUCAUAAAGGGAGGCAUGAAAGACUGGAAACACAUUCACCAAAGGAUUGAAAUUCUCAUGUCUUUGCACAAUGACACUGAUAAAUAAAGUUGCAGAGACCAGUGCAUUGCUCCGGCGUUUAUUAAUGUUUUAGGGUUGGCCAUGUUUCCUUGAAGCUACACUUAUGCUGAGUAAAAAGAGAUGAAGCCAUCAUUAGAAAGUUAUACUGUGAAAAGAAUUCUUGCAGAGAACAGUGCAAUACUUGUUUUAUUCUUUAUUUGUGUUUAAGGAUUGGAUCUCUGUGAACAAUUUUGCACAGAAUAUAUAUUCAGAUAUUAGGCUACUGUAUUUGCACUGAAAUGGAAAUGAUGAUAUUUUUGAAAAAUACAAUGAAUUACAAGGCUGUAGAGAACAGUGCACUAUUGCAGACUUAUAUACUGAGGUUUUAAUUACAUUAUUUUUAUAUAGUCAGUCGUGAACUAACGUGGGCCGGUCUAAAGCAUGAAACUCCAGGGCUGAAACUGAGUCCCACUCCGGCCCUGUUGCACAGUAUUGCACAAAUACCUCACACAAGUCCGUAAAGUCUUCUUUUUAUUUGAACGUUUUAAUGUUGUAAUUUUUUUGCUAUUUUUAAAAAUGAUUUAUUUGAAACAUUGAAACAAACUAACAAUUUAAUUGUACAAGAACAUUUGUGCCUAUUGAAACAAGUUUUUGAAGGACUGCUGUUUGACCAGAGCUAGUAGCCAUGUUAUAAAGGUGAUGUUAUAGUAAAUCAUCCCUCUUCAUAUGUGGCUGCUUUUUGCUUGGGUGCUUCUCCGCCACCCAGUUAGGUCAUAUCUGGUCUUUGUAGAAGAUACUUUGGAAAGAGAAGUUCGUUUUAAUGGGCGUUUUGCUUCAUAUCAGCAUAUGAUUGUUGAUAUAUGAAGGUAAGUUGAACACAGAUUGGAGUUGGAUGCAUGCCAAGUAAAUUCAGUUGUAUUUGUAUAGCACUUUUUUUUUUUCCCCACAAAGCAGCUUUACAGAAAUCCAGAUGAGCAAGCCAGAGGUGAACAAAAUACUGUAGGACCACCUGCUGAGAAUAUCUGAACAGAAAUGAAAUGCCUGGGAGAUUUGAUCAGUCUGUUACAUGAGUGCAGUUUUGAAAAUGAGCUGAAAGAGGAGUUCACAAGAAUACUGACAGCAAACAAUCCACAUGCCCCACAGAAUAUUGUCAGAUACAGCUUCAAAGACCGCUCCUAUAAGCCGAUCAGCAGCGUGGAUCAUUUGGCUGUUCACUUUGUGCUGGAGGGGAACCUUGUUCACAAGGAUUCUGAUGAGGCUCGAAGGCAAAGAGCUAGGCAAGGCUUUGCAGAAGAACAAACAGUCACAGAAACAGAAAACAUGGCAGAAAAUGAGGACAAGCCUGAGACUCCGGCUGAUGGGGUUGAGGAUGCGGGUGAUGGAGAAGAUGGCGCUGGAGAGGAGAGAUCAGACAGCGUGGACGUCCAAGUGGGGAAGAAAGAGCGCAAAAUCACCAACCAGUUCAACUUCAGCGAAAGAGCAUCACAGACGCUCAACAACCCUCAGCGAGAAAGAGCCUGCCAAACUGAACCUCCUCCUCGUGCCACCUUCUCCGCUACAGUCAAUCAGUGGGAGAUCUAUGAUGCCUAUGUGGAGGAGCUCCAAAAGCAGGAGAAGAGCAAAGAGAAACAGAAGACCCUUUCAUCUAAGAAGGAGGAAGACAAAGGGAAGAAGAAGACAGUGUUGGUGGAGAAUCAGAGCGAUGAUAUUACCAAAGUGGCGAAGGUGGCCAAGAUUAUCGGGCGCAUGGUGACUCAGAACACCUUUGAUGACAUCGCUCAGGAUUUUAAAUACUUUGAGGAUGCGUCAGAUGAGUUUCGAGAACAAGAGGGCACUCUUCUGCCAUUGUGGAAGUUCCAGUAUGACAAAGCCAAACAUCUCUCAGUAACCGCGCUCUGCUGGAAUCAGAAAUACAAAGACCUGUUUGCUGUAGGACUCGGGUCAUAUGAGUUCACUAAGCAGGGUCGAGGCAUGCUGCUCUUCUACUCCCUGAAGAACUCCACCUACCCAGAGUACAUUUUCCACACUACAUCUGGGGUCAUGUGUCUGGAUAUCCACAAACAGCUGUCCUACCUGGUGGCGGUGGGUUUCUAUGAUGGCAGCGUUGCAGUGUAUAACCUGAAGGAAGACAGACCUCAGCCUGUUUAUAAGAGCACCGCCAAGUCGGGCAAACACACUGACCCGGUCUGGCAGGUAAAGUGGCAGAAUGAUGACAUAGACAAGAAUCAUAAUUUCUGCUCAGUCUCCUCCGAUGGCCGUGUGGUAUCGUGGACUCUUGUGAAGAACGAGCUGCUCUUCACAGAUAUCAUAAAACUCUCUAUAAAUGGGGCUGUUUCAGAAGGACAAGAGUACAUGAAGAUCCCUGACAUGGCCUGCGGAACGUCUUUUGAUUUCCAUAAACAGAUCGACUACCUUUUCCUCGUUGGCACUGAAGAGGGGAAAAUCCACAAAUGCUCCAAAUCCUACUCUAGCCAGUUCCUGGAGACGUACACUGCACACAGCCUGUCUGUCGAUGCCGUGAAGUGGAACCACUUCCAUCCGAAAGUGUUCAUCUCUUGUAGCUCGGAUUGGGCUGUCAAGAUAUGGGACCACACGAUCACGACCCCCAUGUUCACCUUUGACCUGAACACAGCCGUGGGUGACGUGGCCUGGUCUCCGUACUCCUCCACUGUAUUCGCUGCGGUCACCAUUGAUGGAAAGGUGCAUGUCUUUGACCUGAGUAUCAACAAAUAUGAAGCCAUCUGCCAGCAGUCUGUAGUGUCUAAGAAGACCAAGCUCACUCACAUUGAGUUUAACCCCGUGUACCCCAUCAUUAUUGUGGGAGAUGACCGAGGCUACGUCACCAGUCUGAAGCUCUCGCCCAACCUCCGCAAGAAGCCAAAGGAGAAGAAGGGUCAGGAGUCGCCGAAGGGGCCGGAAGUGGAGAUAGCAAAGUUGGAGAAGCUGUUGAGUCUGCUGAGGGAUUCUGACAAUCCUGAACAGAAGUGACCUACUAACACCUCAAGUGCUCUGUAACAUCACAUCGGUCCACGCAAAAUACACACACACACACACACACACACACACACACACAUAGAAGUAGCAAAAAAAUGCAGCAGGAAGGGAAAAAGAAAGGUUUAGUUUUCUUUCUGGCUUGUCACUAUAUAAAUAUGUAAUGAAUAAAACACAACAGGACAUGCUGUUAUAGGAAAAUAUUCAAUAACGGUAGAUCGAUGCGGUCCGACACAAAGCAGAGUCACUGUUACGACCCGAAGCUGAUUAAUUUCCACUAACAGCACUUUCCAAAGUGUUUUAUUCAUCUGAUACAACAGCAAUUUGCCAAUAAUUACAAUAUUGUAUUUAUUUUAAAAAACGUCAUUUUUAUCCAUUUGUAGUUACAGUUAAUGUUGUGAAGUAACCGUAAAAGUUCCAGUUUUCACUUACAUUACAGCAGCUAUAAACCAUCCUUCCUCUUACCAACCUCUUUUUUUUUUCUAUUUUGAAAUUAAUAAGACAAAAAAAAAUCACGUCAUGUUACCAAGAAAUUGCAACGCUGUCUGUCCUGAAGCCUUUCCUAUGGUGGAAAACUUCAAGUUAUAUAUAUGUAGUUUAUGUACACUACCGGUCAAAAGUUUGUGGACACUUGACUGAACAGUUUCUCAUGAUCUUGAAAGCCUUUUGAGCUGAAGGUGUAUGAUUAAACGUUUGAAAUCGGUGUUGUAGACAAAAAUAAAAUCGUGCCGACGUAUUCAAUUUCUUUCAUUAGAAAACUAACAUUUUAUUUACAAAUAAAUAUUUUUAAACGGACGACUCGGAGCGAAAUAUUCCGAAAAGCAGCCGAUAAGAGUCCAGCGUAGGUGGGAACUCCUUUAAUACUGUUUAAAAAGCAUUUCAGGGAAAUUCCUCAAGAAAUCGGUUGAGAAAACGCCAAGAAUACAUUUCUGGAAAUUCUCGGCAACUACUUUGAAGAUGCUAAAAUACUCCAUUAUUUUUAUUUAUUUGGGAUUUUUUUUUUUAAUCACAACAUAAUUCCCAUAGUUCCAUUUGUGUUCUUCCAGAGUUUUGAUGUCUUUUUAUUAUUAUUCUAAACUGUGGACAAAAUAAAUAAAAAUAAAGAAUGAGUGUCUAAACUUUUGACUGGUAGUGUAUACACCACUUAAACACUAUUAAACAUCUCGGCUACGUGCUAUCUGAAUACCUUCUCCCCCAACCAACCCAUCAUUAUUUCUCUUUCCAAACAACAAGGUAUUAAAGACAGGAUUCUGCCUUCUGGAGUGCUGAUGUGUUUAUUAGAACGAUUUAUCAUGUCUAAACCACUGGUUCAUUACCUGAUACGCUCCAGAUCAUAUGCAAAUGUGAUGAGAAGAUAUUUGUUUAUUGGUUCCUCAGGCCCUUUAAAUAAGCAAGCGAUGAGUGCGAGAAGAAAAAAAAUCCCAACAAACUCUUGUUUGAUAUUAAAAUGCAUCAGUCACACACUUGUAAGCACUACAGGGGAGCACCUAUUCAAGACCCAGAUGUAUGCAUCAUUAUCAGCACAGCAUUGAUUGGUAGUUGGUCCACUGGCAAAGCAGUGUGUGUGGGUUGAGUGCAACUCUGGCACGCAUGACUGGACUGUGGUGAAGAGGACCAUAAGUGUCUCUUUACCUUUAUAUAAACCACUCAGAGCUGAGUGCUAAUGAAUCAAAGAGCUCAGACAUCAGAGACCACGGCAAGCAGCCCGUGCUGGCGCCGCAUGGUCUUACGUAGGAACCCCGAGUAUGCAGGCUUCGAGCAGCGGUGAAGAAACAUCUCUCUACUUCUCUAAACAUAGAAAAGCGUGUGAGGAUACAUACGUGGUCUAACAAUUGUUAUACUAAAGGACUGAAUGGUGGCUGCCACUAAUUUUAGCUUCUGUAAUAUCAUAUUAAGUGGACACGCCUGUGUCUGCAGAGUGUCCGUCUUCUCCAAACCUUGCCCAUUCCUGGUUGAAUGCUAACGCUCAGGUGGUGAGGAGAUACUUCUGCUCAUUCUUCUGCUGGGUGUUCCCCGGUGCUAGCACUGGCACCCUCUCCUGACUUGAAGGCACUUUGCAGGCCUUGUACAGGAUGAGAAAGAGAACCAGAAGGAGAACAGCCACCAGUACAUUACACACUAUAGCCACCACUGCUGCAGUGGACAGUCCUACACCACUGUCCCUGGACUCCAUGUUGAAAGCAGUGAAGUAAUCGCUGAGACGGUGUCAGAGCGAUCAGC